AUGCAGUUCUCUAAACUCGACGAUUCGCCGAUGUUUCGGCAACAGAUGCAAUGCAUGGAAGAAAAUGCCGAGGCAUUAAGAGGCAGGUGUUUGAAGUUUUAUAAAGGAUGCCGAAAGUACACAGAAGGGCUUGGAGAAGGAUAUGACGGGGAUAUUGCUUUUGCUAGUGCGCUUGAAAAUUUUGGAGGAGGCCAUAAUGAUCCAAUUUGUGUUGCUUUUGGAGGCCCUGUUAUGAACAAAUUCACAAUCGCUUUGAGAGAAAUUGGUACAUACAAGGAAGUUCUUCGGUCACAGGUGGAGAACAUUCUAAAUGAUAAGUUGCAGCGUUUUGUUAGUUUUGAUCUGCAAGACAUCAAGGAAGCACGGAAGCGUUUUGACAAGGCUUCCAUGAUGUAUGAUCAGGCGCGUGAUAAGUUUCUUUCAUUGAGGAAGAGUACUAGGACGGAUGUAGCUUCUGCCAUACAGGAGAUUAGUGCUGUUUCUGUUGUCGAGGCCAAGAAGAGAUUUGAGUUUCUGGAGGCUGUCAGUGGAACAAUGGAUGCUCAUCUUAGAUUCUUCAAGCAGGGAUAUGAGCUGUUGCACCAGAUGGAGCCUUUCAUUAACCAGGUCUUGGCUUAUGCACAGCAGUCUAGAGAAUGUUCCAACUAUGAACAAGUAUCUCUUCAUGAAAGGAUGCAAGAGUUCAUGAAGCAUAUUGAUCAAGAAAGUAGGCAUUCUGUAAAUGGCAUCCUUGGUUCUCCUCAUAAAGAUAGCACACGGCCUACAGCUAGGAGUUCACAAAAAGUGAUAGAGGAGGUUAUGCAAACUGCUGCAAAGGGGAAGGUUCAAACCAUUCGACAAGGAUAUCUGUCAAAACGUUCCUCAAAUUUGAGAGGUGAUUGGAAAAGAAGGUUUUUUGUUCUUGAUAAUCGAGGAAUGCUUUACUACUAUCGCAAGCCAUUCAACUGGUCAUCUUCAGGUGGGAGUCAAUCUGCAGUACAGAGAAAUGGUUCUUCUGAAAAUGGUCACGGAUUGUUGAGUCGGUGGCUUUCUUCUCACUACCAUGGCGGCGUGCAUGAUGAAAAAUCUGUUGCACGUCACACUGUGAACCUGCUGACAUCAACAAUAAAGGUUGAUGCAGAUCAAUCGGAUUUAAGAUUCUGCUUCAGGAUUAUUUCACCAAUGAAGGUCUACACUUUGCAGGCAGAGAACGCACUGGACCAAAUGGACUGGAUUGAAAAGAUAAAUGGGGUGAUCACUUCGUUAUUGAGUUCCCAGAUCACUGAAAGAUUUCUUUCUUCGAGUCCAAUGGGAAGUGGUGACCAUCACUCUGUUAGUGAGAGUGGCUCAUUCGAAGAUUCUCCUGACAUUGAUCAGACAGAGAUUGAGGAGUUCACAUUUGAUACCGGAAGUCAUUUACAUCCAACCAGAAGUUUGCAACGACAAGAUUACAGCAUAAUAAAAAUUGAAAAGCCAAUUGAUGUGUUAAAAAGAGUGCCUGGGAAUGACAGAUGUGCUGAUUGUGGUGCACCUGAACCAGACUGGGCAUCCUUAAACCUUGGUAUUCUUAUAUGCAUUGAAUGUUCUGGUGUUCAUCGUAAUCUUGGGGUACAUAUAUCAAAGGUAAGAUCACUAACACUCGAUGUAAAAGUGUGGGAUCCAUCUAUCUUAAACUUGUUUCAGUCACUGGGAAAUGAUUAUGCAAACAAAAUAUGGGAGGAGUUGUUGCAUUCAAUAAGUUCUACUUCUGAUGAAGUACCUAAGGGAUUUUCUAAAUCUGAUAGACACAAGCUGCUCCGCAUAAGGAAACCCAAUCCCGACGAUCCUAUCUCAGUGAAGGAGCAGUUUAUUCAUGCAAAGUAUGCCCAAAAAGUUUUUGUAUGCAAGUUAAAGGACAAUCAGCAUACAGCGGUGCAACAAAUGUGGGAAAGCAUCCAUUCUAAUGACAAGAAAGGAGUUUACCGCCAUAUUGUCUGCUCUGGGGCAGAUGUCAAUGCCAUCCAUGGACAAGCAUCAUUUAGUGAUUCUUUGAACAAGCUAUCAGCAAGCUAUCUGAAGUCAUUAAAUAGAAGCGAGGACCAGCUCAUAAAGGAAAUUUCCGAUGGCUGUCCUUUGCUUCACCUUGCCUGCCUAACAGCUGACAAUGGCAUGGUAGAGUUACUCUUACAAUAUGGCGCAAAUAUAAAUGCUUCUGAUUCAAAAGGGCAUACAGCACUGCACUAUUGCAUUAUCAGCAAGAGAUAUCCUAUUGCAAAAUUGCUGGUUAUGAGGGGAGCCGAUCCACAAGCUGUGAAUGAGAAGGGCAAUACUGCUUUACAGCUUGCAUCAGGAUCAUCCAUUGAUGACAGCGAGCUUAUACUUCUGUUAACAGGCAAACACUUUACUCAAAGGCGGUGA
This is a messenger RNA of Dovyalis caffra, 2376 nucleotides long. The record is from the annotation of a GenBank genome assembly. NCBI's taxonomy places the organism in Eukaryota, Viridiplantae, Streptophyta, Magnoliopsida, Malpighiales, Salicaceae.